AUGUCAGGUUCAAAUGGGACUAAAUUUCACCCAUCUUUUUUCGUCUUGCUGGGAGUUCCAGGCCUUGAAAGGAUGCAUUUGUGGAUUGGUUUUCCUUUUGGCUUUGUGUAUUUGAUCGCCUUGGUUGGGAACAUCAUUAUCUUGUUUGUGAUCAAGAAUGAACACAGUCUUCAUCAGCCCAUGUUUUACUUCUUGGCAAUGCUGAGCUCCAUUGAUCUAGGCCUAUCCACAUCCACAAUUCCCAAGAUGCUGGGCAUUUUUUGGUUUAAUUUACGGGAAAUUAGCUUUGGGGGAUGUGUGACCCAGAUGUUCUUCAUUCACAUAUUCACUGCAAUGGAGACUGUUGUGCUGGUCGCCAUGGCUUUUGACCGCUAUGUUGCCAUCUGCAAUCCUCUGCGGUACAGUCAGAUUCUCACGAACAGAACAAUAGGACUCAUCCUGGUGGUGGUAUUUGGAGUAAAUUUCAUUUUGGUUAUUCCUCUAGUGUUUCUCAUUUUGAGGCUUCCUUUCUGUGGUCACCAUAUAAUACCUCAUACCUACUGUGAACACAUGGGGAUUGCUCGUCUGGCCUGUGCCAACAUAAAGGUAAACAUGAUAUUUGGGUUGAUCCUUAUAUCAAUGGUGUUUGCCGACGUGCUUCUAAUUGCCAUCUCCUACAUUCUUAUCCUACGAGCUGUCUUUUCCCUUCCAUCCCGGGAUGCCAGGCUCAAAGCACUUAACACAUGUGGUUCCCACAUCUGUGUCAUCCUGGCCUUCUUCACUCCAGCUUUUUUUUCCUUUAUGACACACAGGUUUGGUAGGAAUGUUCCUGCAUACAUUCAUAUUCUCCUGGCUAAUCUAUAUGUCGUUGUUCCCCCUGCCCUGAAUCCUGUCAUCUACGGGGUAAGGACUAAGCAGAUUCGGGAGCAAGUUUUAAGCAUCUUUUGGAAGAAAAGUUGA
Molecule: messenger RNA, 939 nt
Organism: Rattus norvegicus (Norway rat)
Lineage: Eukaryota; Metazoa; Chordata; Mammalia; Rodentia; Muridae
Gene: Or52e18
Product: olfactory receptor family 52 subfamily E member 18
Exons: 1
Coding region: 1-939 (312 amino acids)
Biological process (GO): detection of chemical stimulus involved in sensory perception of smell; signal transduction; nervous system process
Cellular component (GO): membrane; plasma membrane
Molecular function (GO): G protein-coupled receptor activity; olfactory receptor activity
Source: RefSeq, marked reviewed